AUGGCUGGUUGCAUGUCAACCCCAUCCAAAACAAUUAAAUCACGGAACAAACAUUGUCAGCGGGUCAUCAAACGUCAUAGAAAGGCAACACGCUCUGCUUCAGAUGGAGCUCGCGUGAGUGACUAUGCUGUCAGUGAGUUUGUUCAUGUGGACUUUGAGAAUGGUGCAACAGCUACUCACAGAAGAUCUCAGGUUUCUAAUUCAACAUUCCAUCUCACCCAGCUGCAACGGCACCAGAGUCAAUUUGAUUCGAAUGCUGUUGGUAACAUAGACACAAGUGGGACAAGCAUGUUUGAAGAGGUCAAAAGGGUAAUUAAUUGGCGUGCCUGGAUGGGAUAA
Prunus armeniaca (apricot) is the source of this 339-nucleotide messenger RNA. The record is from the annotation of a GenBank genome assembly. Lineage: Eukaryota; Viridiplantae; Streptophyta; Magnoliopsida; Rosales; Rosaceae.